Girardinichthys multiradiatus is the source of this 4287-nucleotide messenger RNA. RefSeq names its product gastrula zinc finger protein xFG20-1-like. NCBI's taxonomy places the organism in Eukaryota, Metazoa, Chordata, Actinopteri, Cyprinodontiformes, Goodeidae. The record is from RefSeq and is a predicted model, not a curated record. The coding region runs from base 268 to 3942 and encodes 1224 amino acids. The transcript has 5 exons. Gene Ontology annotation, cellular component: nucleus.
GUACAUGUCCGUGGACACAUCCGGCGGAAGUGAAGAACAAAGGCGCUAGCAGCGUUAACUUCCAGUUUUCCUUGUGUUCUUUCUUGGUCUACAAGACGGCUUUGCUGUGUGAGCUAAACAUUUUAGUGUCUGUGUUAACAACAUCUCCGGUUCGGAACAUCCAUGGCAGCCCAAAGACCACGGACUCUCAACAGCAGGAUAUCAUGAGCUACUGAGCGUGGUUCUGCUCAGUAGCUCCUUGCUGAUCACUAUCCCAUAACCACAUAGAUGAACUCUAUUUUUGAUCACAAGAUGUCAAACAUUGUAGAAAUAAAAAAGGAACAGGAGGAACCAGAAGUGAAGCAGAUGACUGAGAUCAAAGAAGAACCAGAACCUCAAUCAAUUAAUGAAAAAUGGGUUGAACUCUCCAAGUUUCAGGAUGAAGGACAACUUUUAGUGAAGCAGGAGAUCAACACCUCCAUGGUGGCUCCUGCUUAUGAGGAAAUAUUCCACAAUGUACUAGAACUGCAACAUAUGAUGGAAACAAAGGAGGAACUGCAACCUGUGCAGAUGAAAGAGGAACAAGAAGAACCAGAACCUGUGCAGAUGAAAGAGGAACAAGAAGAACCAGAACCUGUGCAGAUGAAAGAGGAACAAGAAGAACCAGAACCUGUGCAGAUGAAAGAGGAACAAGAAGAACCAGAAUCUGUGCAGAAUAAAGAACAAGAAGAACCAGAACCUGUGCAGAAUAAAGAAGAACAAGAAGAACCAGAACCUGUGCAGAAUAAAGAAGAACAAGAAGAACCAGAACCUGUGCAGAUGAAAGAGGAACAAGAAGAACCAGAACCUGUGCAGAAUAAAGAAGAACAAGAAGAACCAGAACCUGUGCAGAUGAAAGAGGAACAAGAAGAACCAGAACCUGUGCAGAAUAAAGAGGAACAAGAAGAACCAGAACCUGUGCAGAUGAAAGAGGAACAAGAAGAACCAGAACCUGUGCAGAAUAAAGAAGAACAAGAAGAACCAGAACCUGUGCAGAAUAAAGAGGAACAAGAAGAACCAGAAUCUGUGCAGAAUAAAGAGGAACAAGAAGAACCAGAAUCUGUGCAGAAUAAAGAACAAGAAGAACCAGAACCUGUGCAGAAUAAAGAAGAACAAGAAGAACCAGAACCUGUGCAGAAUAAAGAAGAACAAGAAGAACCAGAACCUGUGCAGAUGAAAGAGGAACAAGAAGAACCAGAACCCGUGCAGAUGAAAGAGGAACAAGAAGAACCAGAACCCGUGCAGAUGAAAGAGGAACAAGAAGAACCAGAACCCGUGCAGAUGAAAGAGGAACAGGAGGAUCUCUGCAGUGAUCGGGAUGAAGAACAACUUGUAGUGAAGCAGGUGACUGACAGCUUUAUGGUGACUCCUACUUAUGAGCAAAAAGACAACAGUGAACCAGAACCAACUACAGACCCGCUCCUCUCUGCAAACUACCUUGAAGCUGAGAAUCCACAAGAAAUCAGUCUGAAAGAUUUUGUAUCAAAUAAAGAUUUGAAUUUGAAGAAGAGACACCAGGACACCAGAAAUCCAAGUAACGAUGUCGAACAUUCAAAACCAAAAACCCAGAUAACAAAUAAGCACCCUUGUGAAAUAUGUGGUAAAAGGUACCGCAGGCCCAGUGCUUUAGCUGCUCACUUAAGAACUCACACAGGUGAGAGGCCUUAUUGUUGUGAAUUGUGUGGUAAAUGCUUUUAUGAAACUGGUCAUCUGGCUCAUCACAUGAAAACUCACACAGGUGAGAAGCCAUUUCCUUGUAAAUUGUGUGGUAGAUCUUUCAAGAGGAACAGUGAGUUGACUCGUCAUAUUAGAAUCCACACAGGUGAGACGAUUUUUUCCUGUGAGGUGUGUGGCAAAACCUUUAAAGCCAGAAGUUACGUGCCUGUUCACAUGAGAACCCACACAGGUGAGAAGCCGUAUCAGUGUACUUUGUGCUUUAAGACUUUUAAUGACUCCUGUAAUUUGACCCAACACAUGAAAACCCACACAGGAGAGAGGCCGUAUCCUUGUGAACUGUGUGGUAAAUCUUUUUCCACCAGGACUCUUCUGGUUUGUCACUUAAGAGUUCACACUGGAGAGAAGCCAUAUCCUUGUGGAUUGUGCAGUAAGACCUUCACAGAAAAGGGUUCCUUGGCUGAUCACAUGAAAAUCCACUUAGGUGUGAAGCCCUAUGCCUGUCCACUGUGUAAUAAGUCUUUCACAAGAAAAUCGUAUUGCUCUAGGCACGUAAAAUCCCACGCAUGUCAGAAUCCACUCUUUACCAUAGAUUGGAGAGCCCGCCCCAAGGUCCCCAGGCUCUGCUUCCUCAGUGGAAGACAUGCCGGUGGAAUUGAGGAGGUCUUCGAAGUACUCUGCCCACCGACCCACAUGUCCCAAGUUGAGGUCGGACCGGCAUCCUCCCACACCAUCGGAGCCAGCUCACUACCAGGCACCAAGUCGGGGAGCAAUCAGUAUGCCCACCCCUGCUCGGCGCCUCUCACCAACUCCAGAGUGGAAGAGUGUCCAACCCCUCUCAAGGAGCCAAAGCUGUGCAUCAAGGUGAACCCGACUAUUUCUAGCCGGAACCUCUCUACCUCGCACACCUACUUAGGCUCCAUCCCCACCAGAGAGGCCUUCCACAGCAUCAUGUCGGUUAUUACCUGGGAAGUUGAUGCUGGUCACGUUCUCGUUAACAAGCAGAGGACCUCCGUUCUUGACCAUGAGAUACUAAACAGUAUGGACAUAAAAGAGGAACAGGAAGAACCAGAACCAGAUCAUAUAACUGAAGAACCAGAACAUCGAGUGAUAAAAGAAGAACAGGUUGAACUGUGCAUCUUCCAGGAUGAAGGGCAAAUUUUAGUAAAGCAGGAGACCGACACCUCCAUGGUGACUUCUGCUGAUGAGAAAAUAUUCCACAGUGAACCAGAACUGCAGCAGAUGAUAGAGACAAAGGAGGAACCAGAACCUGUACAAAUCAAACAGGAGCAUGAGCAGCUCUGCAGUAGUCAAGAUGAAGAACAGCCACAUGUCUUUGAGUUUUGUGAUGAUUCUUUCAUACAGCACAGUGAUUUGGAUAAUCACGUGAUAAUACCUCAUACAGAUGAGAAGCCUUUCUCAUGCCUGACUUGUGGAAGAGGUUUUAACAAACAGUAUAACUUGACUGUGCACAUGAGAACUCAUACAGGUGAGAAGCCGUAUCCUUGUGAACUGUGUGAUAAAUCUUUCCGAAGGAGUAAUGAUUUGGUCCGUCACAUCAGAACUCACACAGGUGAGACGCCAUAUUCCUGUCAGUUUUGUGGUAAAUCCUUUAAUGACAACAGUCAUUUGACUAUUCACCUGAGAACACACACAGGAGAGAAGCCCUAUUCCUGUGAAGUGUGUGGUAAAUCUUUGACUGACAGCAGUCAUUUGAUCAAACACAUGAGAACUCACACGGCUGAAAAACCUUUUCCAUGCCUAACUUGUGGAAAAGGUUUUACUGCACAGUCUGACCUAACUGUCCACAUGAGAACCCACACGGGUGAGAAGCCUUUCACGUGUCUGGUUUGUGGUAAAGGUUUUAUCCAGAAAACGACCCUGAGUUAUCACAUGAGAACUCACACAGGUGAGAAGCCAUUUCCAUGUGACCUGUGUGAAAAAUCUUUCAUACAAAGCAGUGAUCUGGCUCGUCACCUUAGAACACACACAGGUGAGAAGCCGUACUCUUGUGAAUUAUGUGAUAAAUCUUUUAGACAGAGUAGUGAUCUGGCUCGUCAUAUUAGAACUCACACAGGUGAGAAGCCGUUCUCAUGUGGGACCUGUGGAAAAGGUUUCACCAAGCAGAAUAAUCUGACUGUGCACAUGAGAAUUCAUACAGGGGAGAAGCCUUAUUCCUGUGAAUUAUGUGGUGAAUCAUUCACUGUCAAAUUCAGUUUGACUAGACACAAAUGUAAAAAUAAUAAUUAGAAAGUUAUCCGACAAUAGAGCUGUUUGCUUUAAUCACAGCGCCAUCUACUGGACACAAGCAACAAUAAGGGAAGCACUUCGCAAUGACGAACUGUCUGGUUGUUUUUUUUUCGUUUCUUUUGUCCUAUACAAAUAGUAUUUCUUGCUUUUGUGUUAUAGUACAAUCAAACUCUCACAUUGGUGAUCAUCUUCUUAUAACCAGUUUAAACCAAGAUCUAACUGUGGAGCUUAGUCCAAAAAGAAGAGGAAGUUGGUGAUGUUGUUUUCUGUUUUGUUGGUUUUGUUUUUUUCUGCUGGAUGCAAGAUUAUCACCCCUCUCACAAAUAAACGGAAGAUGGGAUUUAG